AUGGAAAGUGUGAAUGACCUCCUCCUAUUGCCUGCACCCAAUGCAACCCUCUGUAACCUGGGGAAUAAAAACCCUACCUUUCCCAAUCCUUUCUGCUCUCCCAUGGUAAACCUAAAUCGCAUAGGAAACCACUGAAUCAGUGAGAAAACGCUGGUAUAUGGUGCGUGGAGUGGGAGACGAAGAUGGGUUGAGGGUGGGCGAGAAGAGCAGCUGGGAUUGUUCAUCACAGCUGCUUCUGGGGAGUCGAAUCCGUUUUCCUUCGCUGAUUCGGUAAUAGUUCUCCUGUCCAAGCAAAGACAUUAGAAUCUGGUUCCAUAGUCCAAUUUGUACAUAAGGUAGACCGCUAUACAGAAUACAAACCAGGAGUCCGUUUGAAUUGAGGCUCCUUGGUUUUGUUUAGCUCUCUUCUUCUAGCUUGGAUCAAGAUUCUUUUCCUUUUCAAGGCCAGAAUAAGUUCUGUUUUGCCUGCUGUUUUCGAUGGCUACCUUUGUGCACACCGAACCAGGACACCUGUACUCAUGGUGGGGCAAUCAUAUCAGCCCAAAAAAUUCGAAAUGGAUUCAGGAUAAUCUUAAAGACAUGGACAUGAAGGUCAAGGCAAUGAUCAAGCUCUUAGAAGAAGAUGCUGAUUCCUUUGCAAGGAGAGCAGAGAUGUACUAUAAGAAGCGCCCCGAGCUUAAGAAACUGGUGGAGGAGUUCUAUCGAGGAUAUCGAGCUUUAGCAGAAAGAUAUGAACAGUCAACAAGAGUGCUCCGCCAUGCUCAUCAAACAAUGAUAGAGGCAUUUCCAAAUCAAAUUCCAUCAUUGUCAGAUGAGUCACACUAUGGUUUAUCUGGCAAUGAGGUAGAGCCACAAACUCCUGAAAUGCCUUCGCCAGUUCGUAGACUAUUUGACUCUGAUGACUUGAAGAAGGAUGCCCCCAGAUCAGUAUCAGAUUUUCAUGUCAAAAAAAGAAAUUGGCUGCAUGCUGAAGAAAGUGAUGCAUUGUCUAGGAAAACAAGUCCCAGGCAAUACAAUGAGAUUCUUGGAACUAGUGAGGGGGCAGCACGUGGAAAGUCACAUGAAGGAAAGGUAAGAAAAGGUUCAAACAAUAUGGAGCAUGAGUAUAAAAACUUUGAGAAUGAAGCAGAUAAUCAUGACCAAGAGGGUACAGUGAAACGGGAUGCAAGCAAUGUGAUAAAAAUACUACAACAAGAUAUUUCCCAGUUGUCAUCUGAGAUCCAUGUUCUGAAAGAUCAGAUAAUGGAAGAAUCUAAGCGUGCUAAUAAUGCUGAAAAUGAAGUUCAAAGUUUAAAGGGAUCCCUCGCUAAAUUGAACUCUGAGAGAGAUACAUCUUUUCUUCAACACCAGAUAUCUGUGGAAAGAAUAUCAAGUCUGGAACUUUUACUUUCAGAUGCACAAACUGACUUGAAAAAUCUCAGUGAUGACAUGCUAAAGGAAGUUAGGAAGCUGAAAAAUACUGAAGAGCUUAAUCAAUCACUACAACUGGAUUUAGACACACUAGAAAAGAAAGCAAUGACACAAGAACUUGAAAUAAAUCAGAAGCAAGAAGAGUUGGAGAAGCUCCAAAUUAUGUUACAAGACAAGUACCAGAGAUGCUUGGAAGCUGAAAUGGCCAUUGUCGAAAGCGAAAAGAAGUAUAUCCAAUCUCAGGAAGAGGCAAAAGUUUUAGCUCUAGAGAUUCAAGAAGGGAUGGAGAAGUCGAGGAAUGUGGAACUCUGUAAUAUGGGUCUAGAGGAAGAAAUAUGUAGACUUAAGGGGGAAAAUAAUGGCUUAAAUGAACAGAAUCUUCAGUCUACACUGAUGGCAAAAGGUCUCCAAGACGAAAUAAUACUUUUGAAAGAGAAGAAAAGGAAACUUGAAGAUGAAAUUGGGUUCCUCCUAGGAGAAAAGGAAGUUCUUCGUCAAGAGCUUUGCCGGGUGAAAGAAGAGAACACUGAUCUAAAACAAAGGUAUCAAGAUCUCAAGGAGGAAAUGCAGGCUGUCAGCAAUUGUGUGGAGUCCCUUCAGGCAGCCAAUAAGGAGUUGCAAAAUGGAAAUAAUGAGCUGAAAGAAAUUUGUAAGAAGCAUGAGGCUGAAAAUGAGCUUCUUGUGGAGAAGCUGAAAGAUAUGGACAAAAUCUCAGAGAAGAAUAUCAUCUUAGAAAGGAUUCUCUCAGAUGCAAACUUUGAGAUAGAAGUUUUAAGAGAAAAGUUUUCAGCACUAGAAAAUACACAUGAAUCUCUAAAAAGUGAAAUUUCCAAUUGUAUGGGUGAGAGGGAUUCACUUGCCUCAGAAGUAAAGAUUCUUUCGGAAGAUGUGGAGAAGCUCUCAGCUAAAAAUACUGUGUUGGAGAACUCUUUAUCUGAUGCAACCAUGGAAGUUGAGAGUUUGAGAUCAAAAUUAAAGGACUUUGAAGAAUCCUGCCACUAUCUCAAUGAUCAGAACUCGGGUCUUCUUGCUGAAAAGCAUGCUCUUGAAUCUCAGGUGGAAGCCAUUACCAUGAAUCUGGAAAAUUUUGAGAGCAGGUAUGCAGAAGUUAUGGACAAUCACUUGAACUUAUCAAGAGAAAGGGAUCUGAUGAUCAAUCAGGUCAAGGACCUUGAAGAUAUCCUGAAAUUAGAAACGCAGCAGCACCAAACUCUUGCCCAAACAUACAAGAAUCUGAAAGGCACUUCAGAGAACCAAAUUUCUCUCCUGCAAGAGGAAAACCAACAUAAAGAUAAGGAGCUUCAAACUGAACAGCAUAAUCUCAUUACAUCUUUGGUAGAAAAUUUCAUCCUGCAAAGGAGUCUCUCUGAUUUGAAAGAAAUGAAUUCAGUUCUUUUCCUUGAUGGUCGGAAGAGUUUAGAGGCAUGUAGAAGUGCAGAAACACUAGUUUCAAAACUUGAGCAGGAAAAACCUAUCCAAAUGAGAAACAUAAUGUCCUUAACAAGGCAUAAUGAGAAAUUAAGCGAUGGGAUUCGUCUUCUAUGGAGAGCACUUAAUGAAGACAAUGAGUUUAUGUCUCUGGAGAAAAUCCAGGAUGAAAUUCUCUUAGAUAUAAUCCUCGGUGAAAUUAAAAAACUACUGAAUUCUAUCUCGGAAGCAAAGGAUGACAAUCAACAAUUGCAUCUUGAGAUAUUAGUUUUUAUCACUCUUUUGAGGCAUUUAGGAAUUGAUGUGGUCAACCUGAGAUUGCAGAAUAAUUCUCUUGAAAGGGAGCUUGAAAUUAAAAAUGAGGAACUAUUUGCCUUGGGACACGAAAACAAUGAACUUCUAGGAAGCAAUGAACGGUUGAUGGAAGAACUGGAAGCAAGCAACCAAAGGGAAAAAGUCCUGAAAAUGGAAAUUAAGGUCCUCCACACACACUCAAGUGAUCUGCAAGGAGCUCUCCAGACAGUACAGUGUGAGAUUACCAAUCAAAUUGAAGAGAAGAAGAGUCUAUCACAAGAAAUCUGCAACUUAAGGGAGCAGUACAAUAUUUUGGAAGAGGAGCAUGUUGAAAUUCUUGUAGAAGCAAUGAGACUUGAUCAUCUUCAUUUGUUCUUCAAGAGUCUUAAUGAUGAGAGACUCACGGAUUUGAAAUCUCUCUGUUAUGAUCUGCAAUCUCUUGAUGUGAUUAAAAAUAAUCUUGCCAGUGAGAUUGGCAGGCUAAUUGAGAAAGUCAGUGUGCUUGAAGGGGAAAAGAUGCACUUUUCUGACACUGUUACAUAUCUGGAAGAAGAACUGAGAAAUCGUCUAUUGAUUUUAGAGUUUGAUUUGAACAUUGUGACUAGCUUGUUUGACGAACUAGAUCUUCAAGCAGAAGCUGUAAAGUUCAAAUUGAUGGAGAGGGAAACACAGCUAUCAGAAGCAAAUCAAAAUGUCAAAUCCACCCAAGAGAAUAACAUGUUAUUAAAUGAAGUCCUUGAGACUCUUCGGCUUGAUAAUGUUGAGACUAAGUUCGUGAAAGAAGAGAUGGAGAAGAAAGUUUUGACUUUGUCAGAAAUUGUUACUGAUAGGAAUGAGGAGAUUAGAGGUCUUCAUGAAGAAAAUACAAUGAUGAAGAGGGACAUUGAUGAAAUGCAUAAAAGAGUUGAAGAUCUUGUAUGCAGGGAGGAACUUCUGAUCUUAGAACUUCAGAAAGAAACAAGUGAGAUUAUGCAGUGUGAAGAGGAAAUAGCAGCAAUGUUGACCGACUUCCAGAUUUUAUUAGUCAAUGCAGCAUUUCAGGAUGAGAAGUUUCAAGAGCUGAUAGUAGAAGGCGAGAUUAGUACUUUAGUGCAAAAGGAGGUGCUAGUUGCUGAACUAUAUUUAUGCAAGGAACAUGUGGAAGAACUCAAGAAUAAGCUUCAUUUCCUGGAGGGAGAAAAUAGAGGACUGAAGGCUGACUUAGACGUUUACCUGCUCAUGCUAAAAUCUUUGUGGGAUGGUGUUGUCUCUAUGGAAGAGCAAAUCAUGUCAAUUUCAAUGCUUAAACCGUUGAACAAUCAUGCGGAAGAGGAUAUAUCCUUGAUGUCUCACCAGCAUCACAAUAGCAACCAACCUGGUGAAAGUCAUAUAGGAACAAAAGCAGCAGGAAUUUUGCUGCUGGAGAAGUCGAUCGAUAAAGUCAAAGCUCUUCAAAAGGUGAUCAUGGAUGCCGUCAUACACUUGGAGCAGGAAAGACUUGAUUCCAGUGCCACAUUGGAGGCAGCAAUGCAAGAAGUUGAAAUGUUAAAGUCCAAAUCAGUUGGUGGUGACACUAAACAACUUGAUGUCUAUGAUAGUAAAGAUGAUGCUGAGUAUUCCAAAGGGAAGUAUGGAGAAAUGAUCAAAGACAUUCAACUCGAUCAGGCCUCAAGCUCUUUGCCUUCGAGGGAAUUUGACUUGUACAAACUGAGUAUUGAAAAUGCAGAAUUAGAUGAGCAAUCAUGGGUGAGGGCUGAAAAAAACAGAAGCAAUCAGACACGCAAAACAUCACCAAUUUCCACAGAAAACAACAUGGAGUCUCUGGAGGAAGAAACAAUAUAUCACCAUCCGCCGAAAAUGCUUGCCAGUGAGUUGAGCAUUGAUAAGUCAGAUUUACACAAAAGACCUAUGGAAUCACAAGAAUGGAACAAGAGGAUCCUCAGAAGUCUUGAUUCUGAUGCUCAGAGACUCUCUGACCUUAGAACAAGCAUAGGAGAGCUGAAAAAGAGCAUAAGCUCUCAAAGGGAAAAGCUUCCUGCGAGUUAUGGGUAUGAUUCCAUCAAAGAACAAUUAAAGGAGACAGAAGAAGCCAUGUUGGAGCUGAUAGGUAACAAUAGUAGAUUGAAAAGGUUGGCCGAAGAUUGCACUUCCUUCGACGGUAGAACUAUCAAGCCCGAAGAUGGAGGCAGCAUGGAGAGAAGGCAAAUCUCACAACAGGCAAAGCAGGGAUCAGAGAAGGUUGCUACGUUGGAGCUCAAAUUGCAGAAGAUUCAGUAUGUCUUGAUGAAACUUGAAGAAGAGCUUCAGAAUAGGCAGGAUAGGAGUACGAGAAGAAAUAGAGUAGCUUUAAGGGACUACCUUUACGGGUGGAGAGACAAUCACGGACAGAUAAAGAGAAAUCCCUUUUGUGGCUGUAUGAAACCUAAAACCAAGGGUGACCACUGAUAUCUGAUAUCAGACUCCUCGGAACUACUUCGACCUCCCAGCAUUUCCCGAAAAGCUUGAUCAGCAAUUUUCUUUUUGAUAAGGCUGAUGAGGCCAUUUUCCUUCAAUAAAAUUGUCAGCAUGGUCUGAUAACUUUUGCUUGAACCUCUCAAAUGGAGUUGCAAACUUCAAAUGUAUACAUAGGCAAAAUGAAUGGCAAGAUCAGAGACUCGAGAGCUUUGAUAAACAUGUAAAAGGUUGUAUUUUAUUUAAUUAAUACUGCAGAGGCUACACAGUUUUUAUGUGUGAA
Messenger RNA from Musa acuminata subsp. malaccensis (wild Malaysian banana), 5845 nucleotides. Its product is annotated as protein NETWORKED 1A. Gene Ontology annotation, molecular function: actin binding. Lineage: Eukaryota; Viridiplantae; Streptophyta; Magnoliopsida; Zingiberales; Musaceae. The record is from RefSeq and is a predicted model, not a curated record.